This is a messenger RNA of Rhincodon typus (whale shark), 3847 nucleotides long. It is a transcript of the gene slc12a4, whose product is annotated as solute carrier family 12 member 4. Gene Ontology annotation, molecular function: potassium:chloride symporter activity. Lineage: Eukaryota; Metazoa; Chordata; Chondrichthyes; Orectolobiformes; Rhincodontidae. The record is from RefSeq and is a predicted model, not a curated record. Gene Ontology annotation, biological process: potassium ion import across plasma membrane; chloride transmembrane transport; potassium ion homeostasis. The transcript has 22 exons. Gene Ontology annotation, cellular component: membrane. The coding region runs from base 1 to 2832 and encodes 943 amino acids.
AUGGAGAAAAAGAAUAUUUUCAAGUUCCUGGGGUUAGCAGUGGCAGAAGAUGGAAGUCAUGGAUAUCACAAAGAAGACAGUCCUUUCCUAAACAAAACUGACAGCAUAAAAGGAAAUGAAUAUUAUGACAGAAAUUUGGCCUUAUUUGAGGAGGAACUGGACAUUCGACCAAAGGUAUCAUCACUCCUCAGCAGAUUGGCUAAUUACACAAACAUCACUCAGGGAGCAAAGGAACAUGAGGAAGCGGAAAGUGCAGAAAGUUCAAAGAAAAGAACACCUAAGUCUCCCAAUAUGGGAACCCUGAUGGGAGUAUACUUACCUUGCCUACAGAAUAUCUUUGGAGUGAUUCUGUUUCUACGUUUGACAUGGCUUGUUGGAAUUGCAGGGAUCUUGCAAUCUUUCUGUAUUGUCUUCAUGUGUUGCUGUUGUACAAUGUUAACAGCCAUAUCAAUGAGUGCCAUAGCAACAAACGGAGUUGUACCAGCUGGAGGUUCUUACUUUAUGAUCUCAAGGUCUCUUGGUCCUGAAUUUGGAGGUGCUGUGGGCCUGUGUUUCUAUCUUGGAACGACGUUUGCAGGAGCCAUGUAUAUACUUGGUGCCAUUGAAAUUCUACUGGCCUACAUUGUUCCUGCAGCAGCUAUAUUUAAACCUGUUCAACCACAUGAAGAAACCAGUGCUAUGCUUCACAACAUGAGAAUCUAUGGGACAAUCUUCCUCACAUUGAUGUGUCUGGUUGUUUUCAUAGGCGUCAAAUAUGUUAAUAAGUUUGCCUCUUUGUUUUUGGUAUGUGUGAUACUAUCCAUUCUGUCCAUUUACGUGGGUGUUAUCAAAUCAGCAGUUUAUCCUCCAGAAUUUAAGAUAUGCAUGUUAGGAAAUCGAACUCUUUCUCGAAAUCUAUUUGAUAUUUGUGCCAAAACCACAACUGAAAACAAUUUGACAGUGACAACUAAAUUAUGGGACCUGUUCUGCACUUCUAAAAAUCAGACAGACACUUGCGAUGAGUAUUUUGUGCAAAAUAAUGUCACAGAAAUCCAAGGAAUUCCAGGUGUAGCAAGUGGCAGAAUAAAAGACAAUCUGUGGAGCAGCUACAUGACCAAAGGAGAGAUACUACAAAAGCAUUCUUUGCCAUCUGUUGAAGCUUCUGGAUCAAGAAGGAAUCUACCUGUCUAUGUGUUUGCAGACAUAACUACUACGUUUACAAUGUUGGUUGGCAUCUUCUUCCCUUCAGUAACUGGUAUCAUGGCUGGUUCUAAUAGAUCAGGAGACCUGAAAGAUGCACAGAAGUCCAUUCCCAUUGGUACUAUCCUGGCUAUUGCUACAACCUCAUUAAUUUACUUAAGCAGUGUUGUGUUAUUUGGAGCCUGUAUUGAAGAUGUUGUACUUAGAGAUAAGUAUGGUGAUGCUGUGAAUAAUAAUCUGGUUGUUGGAACUCUGGCCUGGCCUUCUCCAUGGGUUAUUGUGAUUGGUUCCUUUUUCUCAACAUGUGGUGCUGGUUUACAGAGCCUAACCGGAGCUCCACGGUUGUUGCAAGCCAUAGCUAAAGACAAUAUCAUACCUUUCUUGCGGGUAUUUGGCAAUGGAAAGGCCAAUGGUGAGCCAACCUGGGCUCUUCUUUUGACAGCUGUUAUAGCUGAACUUGGAAUUCUGAUAGCUUCACUUGAUAUGGUGGCUCCCAUUCUCUCAAUGUUUUUCUUAAUGUGCUAUCUGUUUGUAAACUUGGCCUGUGCAGUGCAAACACUUCUACGAACUCCAAACUGGCGUCCAAGGUUUAAAUACUACCAUUGGGCUUUGUCGUUUUUAGGUAUGAGCAUGUGCAUUGCACUAAUGUUCAUUUCUUCAUGGUAUUAUGCUCUUGUGGCGAUGUUAAUUGCGGGAAUGAUAUACAAAUAUAUUGAAUACCAAGGUGCAGAGAAGGAGUGGGGUGAUGGCAUUCGGGGCCUGUCCCUAAGCGCAGCUCGUUAUGCCUUGCUCAGGUUGGAAGAAGGUCCUCCUCACACUAAGAACUGGAGGCCUCAGUUGUUAGUUAUGCUGAAACUGGAUGAAGAUCUCCAUGUGAAGCAUCCCAGAUUGCUAACAUUUGCCUCCCAGUUAAAAGCUGGCAAGGGUCUUACUAUUGUUGGUUCUGUUAUUCAAGGAAAUUUCCUGGAAAAUUAUGGGGAAGCGCAGGCUGCUGAACAAGUCUGGAAAAAAUGUAGGAUGCGCAUUUUCACUGUUGCCCAAAUGGAUGACAAUAGUAUUCAAAUGAAAAAGGAUCUUGCAACUUUUCUUUAUCAUCUACGCAUUGAAGCGGAAGUUGAAGUUGUUGAAAUGCACGGCAGUGAUAUUUCAGCUUAUACAUAUGAAAGGACUCUCAUGAUGGAGCAACGGUCACAGAUGUUAAGGCAGAUGAGGCUAUCCAAGACUGAGCGAGAAAGAGAGGCUCAGUUAGUAAAAGACAGGAAUUCAAUAAUUCAUCAAGGCAAUGUUUACUCAGAUGAAGAGGAAGAGAUACAUGUUGACCCUGACAGAAUACAGAUGACGUGGACAAAAGAAAAAUGUGAAUCUGAAGGAAACCGCACUAGAGCCACCACACCAAACAGUUUCAGAGAAUUAAUCAGUAUUAAACCGGACCAGUCAAAUGUAAGGAGAAUGCACACAGCUGUGAAACUGAAUGAAGUCAUUGUAAAUAAGUCUCACGAUGCCAAACUGGUUUUGUUAAACAUGCCUGGUCCACCAAAAAAUCAAGAUGGAGAUGAAAACUAUAUGGAAUUUCUGGAGGUACUUACAGAAGGUCUGGAGAGGGUACUGCUUGUACGAGGUGGUGGUUGUGAAGUCAUCACUAUUUAUUCUUGAACAUAACUACCUUCUGAAGACAGAUGUGGUGGAAACCUGACCACAGAAGACAUUCAGUACACUGUGCGCUAUUAAACAAUUCUCUUGUCGGUCAAUGCCUCAGACAAAGAUUCCCAUGGCUCAUCUUCCAAGCUCAGACUGUCAGUUGACACAAUAAGUGCUGUUCCAGUUAAAUGCAAUUAUCUUCAAAUGUCCAGCACACACAUCUGCAGUGCAACCAAAAGUUAAAAUUUGACAGUUGUUACAAAUGUGGUAACAGAAGAAAGGUUGUGUAAAAAGUGCACUGUUUUUAACAAUGCCAGGAAUAAGCUUGGGCUUUGAGUUUGGAAUCCUUGUUUGGUAUUGAGCUUUGCACUGCUUUCUUGGUCAGUUGACAAUACAUUUAUUGGAAUUAGCUGCUAAAACAGCUCGAUUGUAAUGCAACUUUAUACAAUUGUACUUAAGGACGCAGCUCGCAGAAUCACAAGUUGGAGUGAUAGCUCCAGCACUACAUUCCGUGUAUUGCAGAAUAUGGAUUUUAAGCUAUUUUGUCAAGUUUAACUGUUUGUUAAUGGAUAGCUUUUAACAGUGUUUUUCACAGUAGACACUAAUUAUGAAAUAGUGAGAUCCAAACUGUCUCGCUGUAUCUUCCAAGGCUUGUGAUUGUGUACUAGGCAGAAAAGCCCUAUUUAUUUUAGUAUUUAUUUUUUUCAUAUUGUCCAGAAUAAAAAGCACUAUAUGGCUUUUCUUGUAGUAUUACUGAAAAUAAUUAGACCCAUCAGUUCGUGGACCACCUUUUGAAAUAAAUGUACUGCAGCCUCGCACACAGUGUCCAAAAUUGGUCCCUACUCUGGUAAGCUUGUAAUUGCACAAGAAAAGGAGCUGCUAUCUGUUCAAUUGAAAUUUUUUGCAAAACUAUUGUCAGCUGUUAAAUUAUUCUUAUAGUUUGGAGCUUUUCCUUUACUAUAAUGUGCUUUUGUUUAUCAUAAACAAAAUGUUAUUUUUCUCAAUAAAGCACUGUACAAGGUUUCUCAAA